Molecule: messenger RNA, 2467 nt
Organism: Cololabis saira (Pacific saury)
Lineage: Eukaryota; Metazoa; Chordata; Actinopteri; Beloniformes; Belonidae
Gene: sgcb
Product: sarcoglycan, beta (dystrophin-associated glycoprotein)
Exons: 6
Coding region: 123-1058 (311 amino acids)
Biological process (GO): muscle organ development
Cellular component (GO): sarcolemma; sarcoglycan complex
Source: RefSeq, a predicted model, not a curated record
AAGCUCAGUAUGGUGUUAUCAGCAGAAGUACACAGUUGUAUGUGUUACGUGUAUAUUAUUCGUGUAUCCAGUCCGGAGUGGUUCAGUCCUCGCCGCUCCGCAGCAGGAGAGGGAGGGUCAACAUGGCGUCCGAGCAGGAGAGCUCCAAUGGACCAGUGAAGAAGUCCAUGCGAGAGAAAGCCAUAGAGAGACGCACCAUCAACAAGGAACACAACAGUAACUUCAGGGCGGGAUAUGUGCCCAUCGAAGAAGAGCGUCUUCAUAAGACAGGGCUGAGAGGACGCAAGGGAAACAUGGCUGUGUGCAUCAUCGUUCUCCUCUUCCUCCUUGCCUUAAUUAACCUCAUUAUCACACUUGUAAUCUGGACAGUGAUACGAAUCGGCCCGAAUGGCUGUGACAGUAUGGAGUUUCAUGAGAGCGGCCUGCUGCGCUUCAAGCAGAAAGCAGACAUGGGUGUUGUUCACCCUCUGCACAAGAGCACUAUCGGUGGUCGAAAGGAUCAAGACCUGGUAAUCACUGGCAACAACAACCCGGUUGUAUUCCAGCAAGGCACUACGAAGCUGAGCGUAGAAAAGGACAAGACUUCAAUCGUCAGUGACGUUGGCAUAUCCUUCACAGAUCCUCGGACGCAGAACACAUUCUUCAGUACAGACUAUGAAAACCAUGAGUUCCAUCUGCCCAAAGGUGUCAAAGUCCUCAGCGUUAAAAAAGCCUCCACAGAAAGGAUAACCAGUAGUGCAUCAUCUGACCUCAACAUUAAGGGGGACAGCGAAGCCAUCAUUCGUGGUAAUGAGGGGGUGAACAUCAUGGGCCGGACUGUAGAGUUUAAAAUGGGCGGAAACAUUGAGCUCAGGGCUGAGAAUAGCAUUGUUCUCAAUGGAUCGGUCAUGUUCAACGCUACGCGCAUCCCUAACUCUGCAGGAAACGUGUACUUCAACGACGGUCUGGAGAGGUACAAGCUCUGCAUGUGUGAAGAUGGGACUCUGUUUCGUGUGCUGGUGAAAUUUACCAACAUGGGCUGCCAAACCUCAGAAAACCCAUGUAGAAGGAUCCACUAGCCCCGAUCCGCCGACACAACUCCCCCCUGCACUCUCUCACCACUGGCAUCAGACAAACCACUUCUACAUUUCUGUACAGCUUAAUGGGUGCAGUUAAAAUUCAAAGCUUCGGUCAUUCUUUAUGUCUUGGACAUACUGUCCAUGUGACACCUCACCUGACAAGUUCAGGGGAGGUGUCUGAGUGCCAAACCAGAUUGUGCUCUAGAUUAUUGUCACUUGCUUAAAGAUGUAAAGUCUAAGUACUGAAUUACUUUGGUCUUUCUGCAGAUUUGUAUCAACAUUUUGUCAGUGGACGUUUCCUGUAAUCUAAAGAAUGAUGCAGUGGUUUACACAAUUUGUUUUUAGCCUUCAGAAGCUGCAACGUUUAUGUUUUGCCUUUUUGUCCACUGUCACUAUGCAAACUCUCUAGGGGGCUUGUACAAGAUUUUAUUUACCAUUGACUUUUAGGGCAGCUGUUUAUUUUUCUCUGUCGAAUUAACUGACGUGUUUUUGAUGCUACAUAAUUAUGAUGUUCAUAAUACUAAUGUGCAAAAUUUUGGAUGAUCAGUAAUUUAAAAAUAGUUUUGUAGGCCAUGCACUAUUGUAAAUUUGACUUGGGGUCCAGCUGAAUAGUCUGUUAUGCUCAGGAUGGUUUCUAAGCACGUGAAAUGAAAGGGAAGUGAAAGGAUGAGCGAUCCAAUGCCACCUUUAUCAUCUCCGUUGGCAUAGGAACGUCUGGAGCAGAUUUUAUGAAAGUAAAUUCCUUUUAGGUACAGCAAUCAAUGUGAUGCUUGAUUGUUGUCGUCCAGUAACCAAAAAAAUAAACAUGAUGACAGGCGCGUGAGUGUGAGCAGCCCAGAGCAGCAGUCUUAUUUCUAUCUCUUACAUAUAGUGAAGCAGACUAAUUACUAUCCUUUGUAGAAGAUGUGUUUCUGGCUGCGGUUUUACUCCUGCAGGCCUAAAGAACAACGUACUGUAAAUUUAGUCACAGUUUCACUCCAAACAAUCGUCUUUAUGACUUCUGCUAUCUUGCUUUCUCAUCACACUAUCAUCCAACAGGUUAAGGUAAAAGUGUUUUGGAAAAUGAGUUGGAAUUAAUAUCUUUAACUAUUUGUUGUACCCUAGGUCUUUUUCUGCACAUCUCGGGCUGCAUAUUGUGCAUGUGCCAAUGGAUUUUAAAGGGAUUGUAAACAUUGUUUAAUUGUAAAACAACACUACAGAUACAUGUAAAUCUCUUCAAAUGCUCAGAGGUUUGACAUCUUCACUAACUUCAGCUAAAUCCUCCAAACUGCUUGAAAUUUUGUGCAAUAUAACAUGAGGUUUGACUUUUCUUUGGAUCAUCUUGUCUGUUGUAAAGCAGUGAUUUUAAAAUUCGUCCAGCAUUUCUUUGGUUUGUUUGUUUCAAUAAAGAAAUGUGUUGCCACGUGAAA